AUGGUCAAAAAAGACUCGGACGCUCUCCAAUACAGGAGCAAGCGACUACAAACCUUCACGGAAGGUGUCAAAGUCGGCAAUAGCAAGACUCCAAAGCAAUGGACUCAGACCACUGUGGAUGUUGGCCAUUUGGCAGAUCUCGGUUUCUACUACUCUCCAGCCAGAAACUUGCCACACCAGGUGACGUGUUUUUGGUGUGGCAAAAAGGAGAAAACCCUUGAGAAUGUCUCCUCGGUCGCAGAGUUCCAUUUGACCAACAGCCCUCAGUGUCCAUAUGCGACGAUUACCUCCAACUUGGAGAAGUUCAUCAUGGACUCUGACAAGGAGACUUUUUGGCAACGACUCAGCGAUAAUUGCCACAGAAAUCAUUUGACUGAGUCUGUCUUACACCCUCAUAGCAUUUCAUCGUGUCUGCUACGACAGCUGACCUUCAAGAAGUUGUGGAAGUUCGAUAAGGGUCGUAAAUCGAAGGUAUCAAGCCGAGGUCUAGCAAAGGCUGGUUUCUAUUAUUCUCCUCUCAGUCCUGAUAGCGAUAGGGUCAUUUGCAUGUAUUGUGACUGUCCUCUUGAGGAAUGGGAUGUUUUGGACGACCCUUUGGAGGAACAUAAAAGCAACUCAUUCACGUACUGUUACUUUCUAGACACCAUAGGAGUUGAGUUCCCCAAACUACCGAAGCCAGGGCAAAGAUCUGAAGAUCCUGAGACAGGUACUGAUUUGCUGGAUGGCACGAAUAACGUCAAAGAAAAUGAUCGCGAGCCACACAAUGCCCAUACAUCAAAGGCAGGUGGUGAAAGUGAUAUUGAUGACUAUCAUAGUACGUCACACCAUGACUCGCCGUUGAAUCUGAGUAUUCAUCAUCGUGACUCAGGAACGCCGUCACCAAACAUUCUACAAAAAGCAUCCGGUGCUUCAGAUUUCGAUGCCUUUGAUUUUUCGGUGGAAGAUCUCGAGAAUCAUGACCUGGGGACAAUUUUUAAUAACAAGAAGUCUCAAGAUAAGAAAAUUCGGAGACGCAAUCCGAAACGUGGCACUUUGGAAUCAAAAAUUAAGGGUAAAUCAAGACCAACUGAUACUGGGAUGUCAUUAGUUCUCGAAAUCCAGAAGGUUCCCAGCAGAGAAGACGAAUCUGGCUCAAUCCAGGAAGUAGAUGAUCUGACUCUUGGCCACCAAAUUACCGUGUCUGGAUCGAAAGGUAACUUUAUCAGGGAGGACUCAAAAGUGUCUGCUUACUCAGAGUCUUUGGAAUCUCAUUCUAGUGAGGAAGAGGUUUCGAAUAUAACGGAUCCAAGUUACGGGAACUCUACAAAUACUGAGGAGAAACUGCCUGCAAAUGGGCAGAAAAAGCGGAAAAAUGUCGCCAGUAACGGCCUGGUAGCCAAGAAGCAGAAGUCUUUGUUCAGUGAUGACGACUUGGGCUUGAAUCAAGCUCAGCUUGAAGAAAUCUUGAAUUCUCCACGCAAAGGAAGGAAAAUGAAGGUCAUCAAUAACAGAGCUGCCUCAACACCGCCCGAUAUCUAUGACUUGUCCAAUCAGAACAUUGGGGACUACGAAGAAGAGAAUAUAAGCUUCCUCGAAAACAACAUUAGAUUGAAGAAAGAAAAUGUAAUAGUGAAGCGAGAUUUGCUUUCGAAGGAAGUUACCACACCAAAGGAGUCUACAAUCAUUGAUACGACUAAGACAAAGGAGAGAAAGAAAGGCAAAAAAUCAUUGCAGGCGCAACUUGAUGAUAUGGUCAAGGAUAACUCGAGGACUUUCGAUAAACUGAAGCUGAAGUCGCUCAAGGAAUUCGACUCUAACGAAAAAACGCCUGAUAAAACUGGCUCAAACGACCUUCUUGGAGAUCACUCAGUACCUGAACUUUCUGCCAGCUUUCCCUCGACAAGCACACCAACCAAGAAAAAUGUUCACGUCAAUACGAUGAUAGGCUCAAUUGAGAAUCAGAGCAAUGAUGAAGGGGAGUUCAGGAGCCGUGAUGAAAAGCUGGAGUUGAUUCUGGAAGAAGUACGUAACGUGAAGGAAACAGGAGAAGCAAAGGAGAGCGAUCAAGAAGAAAAGGUUAAAGAGAUAGAAUUGGAAGUUUUCCCUGGUGAUGCGAUGGAUGUGGACGAGGAGGAGUUGGUGGAGGAAGUUGAACCAGUGGAGAAAGUUAAGAAGGUGGAAGAGCUGAACAAAGUGGUCGAAGUGGAUGCUGUUCAUGUGGAGGAUGCUGAGAUUCAAGCGGUGAAUGAGGAUGCUGAGAAAGAAGAAUCGAAAUUUGAUGUAAUGAAGGUUGACCACGAGGUACUCUCAAUAGAGGAACAAAAUCAGAUUAUAGCACAGGAAGAUUCGAGAGUGCAAACGGACGAUGCUAAUAGUUCCACCUCAAGUCAGCCUUCUGAGGACAAGGAUGCGAAAUUUUCUUACGAUAACGAAGAGAUUGUCCAGGAUGUCGAAGACCUUACAGGCUCGAAUGGGCCCCCCUCAGAAUUCAUGCCCAAAACAAAGACGCUUGCUAAUGCUACGCCAACUUUGCCUAUGCCCAGAGUCUCAGCGUUUGAUAGUGAUUCGUUUGAAAUUCCCGAUUUAAGCUUCAAUGGUGAGAGUGGUCACGGAGCUCUCAAGGAUGCUACAUUGAGUAGAAACAAAGAGAGUGCUAAUGAAGAAGUUACAUAUGAGGCACCUAACUUGAACGAGGCGGAUGUCCAACUCAAUGAAAAUGAGGUAAUAGAUGAAGGUUUAAGCUCGAGUGUUGAGGUAAAGGCAGUUGCAGAAGUUGAAGAACAGGAAGCUACUGAUCACAAGCUUUCUGAAAGGGAUCAACCAACUAAUGAAGUGAAAGCCAACGAUUCCGACGGACGUGGCAGUUCAGAUAUCUAUGGCGUUAAUGAAGUGACUUCAAAACUGGAGGCUCAGAUAUCUGACAUUCGAAUCAAUCAAGAGGAAUCAAAGAUGGAAAAAGAGGUAAAUGAAAAUGUUGUGGCAAUCGAGGGCAAACAUGAGGAGUGCGUCGAUGAAGUCAACCUUGUUGGACUUAUACAUGAACAAGAUUCAAAUCAGGAUGAGAAGGAUAUAAACCAGAUUGAGAAGGUUGAAAAGGUUGAGCCAUUUGAACAAGUUGAACAAGUCGACCAAGUUGACCAAGUUGAAGAAAUUGAGGAUGCUGGCCAAGUUGACCAAGUUGACCAAGUUGACCAAGUUGACCAAGUUGACCAAGUUGACCAAGUUGACCAAGUUGAAGAAGUUGAGGAUGCUGGCCAAGUUGACCAAGUUGACCAAGUUGACCAAGUUGACCAAGUUGACCAAGUUGAAGAAGUUGAGGAUGCUGGCCAAGUUGAGGAAACUGAACAGACUGAACAAGUUGAGGAUGCUGGACUCGCUGAGCAGGAUGUACACUGUGAUGAGCCGAGUAAAGAUCAAACUAAUAGAGGUUCAUCUGAACAGAGAAUGGAUACGAGUAAAACUGAGAUCAACGAGAUUGAGGUUAGGACAGAGGAAAAUCCUAUCGAAUUGGAACAUGCUGACAGCCAUCAUGAUGAAGAUAUCAGGGUUCCAGAUUCGACCUUCAAUUUCGAUGAGCGAUCUGAACAAAGGGACCUAAAUCUCUCACCAUCAUACCAGGAGUACGUGAACGACAUGAAGGACAUGGAAAACGAACUUGUUGGCGAUGAUAAUAAUCUGCUCUCAAAAACAGAAGUCAAGUCUUCCGCAGGAUCGAUAAUUGAAGACUCGGCAUCUGAGUUGCUAGCACUUUCCACUCAAUCUCCCAUUAAAGGAGGCAGUCCUCAAAUCGACGCAGUCUCUGAUGUGAAGGAAAUUUACCCGGGGAUACCACCUUCGAGUAUCGGAAUUAACCAAGAGGAAGCUACGAGUGAAUCACUGAAUGCUGAACCCUAUGAUCAGAACGAAACAGAGUCAUCGAUUAAGAAGAACCGAUUUGAAAUCGACAGUCGCUAUUCUGAGGUCGAAAAGUCACCUUCUCCCCCUUCUCAUGUUGCCAGUGAAAGAAGAUUUCCAAUCUCAUCACCCAGAAAGCUUGCAAGUUCGGUUGGAGAAACUGAUGAUCUUGAUUUCACUCAUUCUACUUUGAGGAGGCUCUCGUUUACUGAUAUCGAGGCUAGCACUCCGCAAAAGAAAGCGCCACGAAAACAAGAGAAUGGUGACCAGUCAGUUAGCAACGUCGAUAGGACAGAAGCCACAGGUAGGCUUGUUGAACAUGAGCAAGGCCAUAAGGGAAUGAUCGUUUCUACAGCCCUGCGUUUUGGGAUCAAUAAGCAGCUGGAGAGAAUACCGGCAGUGAAAGUGGACAACUUGGCCAAGGAGAUUCAGACGCUACUGGAUACCAUUGAAUACUUAGCCGAAGUUUCUGCGACCCAGCGAGAACUUCAUAACGAUGCUGAGGGAUUAUUGACUCACUUUAUCGCAGCAAUGCCGGAAGAAGAAGAAGCAAUGAGCAUUCGAGAGUGGAUCGACCACAACGCUACGACAUGCGGACGAACUGUGCGAGAAAUAUCAGAACGGGUGAUUAGAACAUAUGAGGAAGCCUUUGACAAAGUUAUUGACCAAGUUGCCCAAAUGGAUACGGUGGAUUAA
This is a messenger RNA of Sungouiella intermedia, 4569 nucleotides long. NCBI's taxonomy places the organism in Eukaryota, Fungi, Ascomycota, Pichiomycetes, Serinales, Metschnikowiaceae. The record is from the annotation of a GenBank genome assembly.